AUGCUUACAGUGAGCGUUAAAUGGCAAAAGAAAGUGUUGGAAAAGGUUGAAGUUGAUACAACACAACCUCCUUAUGUCUUCAAGUGCCAGUUGUUUGAUUUGACUGGCGUACCCCCUGAGAGGCAGAAGAUUAUGGUAAAGGGUGGUUUGUUGAAGGAUGAUGCAGAUUGGACAGCUAUUGGAGUAAAGCAGGGUCAAAGGCUGAUGAUGAUGGGAACUGCGGAUGAGAUUGUGAAGGCCCCCGAAAAGGGCCCUGUUUUCGUAGAAGAUCUUCCAGAAGAAGAACAAGUUGCUGCUGUGGGUCAUACUGCUGGUUUGCUUAACCUAGGGAAUACCUGCUACAUGAAUUCGACUGUACAAUGCUUGCAUUCGGUUCCAGAAUUGAAGUCUGCUUUACUCAAAUAUCCAUCUGAAAGAAGAAAUGAGGUGGACCAAACAUCUCAUAUGCUGACCGCUGCAACUAGGGAAUUAUUUAAUGAACUUGACAAGAGUGUGAAGGCUGUUGCACCUAUGCAAUUUUGGAUGGUACUUCGCAAAAAGUAUCCACAAUUUGGCCAAAUGCACAAUGGCUAUUUCAUGCAACAGGAUGCUGAAGAAUGUUGGACACAACUUCUGUACACACUUUCACAGUCUCUCCGGGGAUCAAGCAGUGGUACAAGCGAAAAUGCUGAUGCGCUGAAGGAUGUGUUUGGCAUUGAGCUUCUAAGCAGGGUUCACUGCCAGGAAAGUGGUGAAGAAAGUUCAGAGACAGAAUCUGUCUAUUCACUAAAAUGCCACAUAUCUCAUGAGGUGAACCAUAUGCACGAAGGACUGAAACAUGGUUUGAAAUCGGAAUUGGAGAAGGCGUCUCCUGCCUUGGGACGUAGUGCAAUUUUCUUGAAAGAAUCCCGUAUCAAUGCGUUACCAAGGUACUUAACUGUCCAGUUUGUUCGCUUUUUCUGGAAGAGGGAGUCAAAUCAGAAGGCAAAGAUUUUGAGGAAAGUGGAUUAUCCGUUGGAGCUGGAUGUCUAUGACUUGUGUUCAGAAGAUCUUCGCAAGAAACUAGAAGCACCACGCAAGUUGUUGAGAGAUGAAGAAGGCAAAAAGCUCGGUUUAAAGGGAAAGGAGAAGGCUGAUUCAAAGGACACUGAUGUCAAGAUGACUGAUGCAGAGGGAUCAUCCACUGCAAGUGGUGAAUCAUCAAAAGCUGCUACCUUGAGUGACGGUGCCCCAUCAGACAAAGAAGCACAGCUUACCGGAGUGUAUGAGUUGGUUUCGGUCCUCACCCACAAGGGAAGAAGUGCCGACUCGGGCCACUAUGUCGCCUGGGUCAAGCAGGAAAACGGAAAAUGGAUCGAGUUCGAUGAUGAUAGUCCCAUACCACAGAGAGAAGAAGAUAUAGUGAAGCUCUCUGGAGGAGGUGAUUGGCAUAUGGCGUACAUUUGCAUGUACAAGGCCCGCACGGUACCCAUGUAG
Molecule: messenger RNA, 1455 nt
Organism: Linum trigynum
Lineage: Eukaryota; Viridiplantae; Streptophyta; Magnoliopsida; Malpighiales; Linaceae
Source: the annotation of a GenBank genome assembly